CGCCCCUUUGAUAAUCUCUGGCCAUGUUGAUGUGUGACAUGUGGCAGACUAGUUGGCCGGUGCACUUAAUGCUGCCUUAAUUUCCCUUUCUGCCAUUCUCCUUGUUCCUUAGUGGGUCUUUCAGUUUUCCCCCUUCUUCCUUUUUCGCAAAAUCGCUAAACCCUUCUCUCUCUCCUCUACGUCCCCAAUUUUCAUCAUCUUCUUCCAUGAAACUUUUGGGUUUCUCAACAAAGUAACCAGAUUCUUUUCGAGAAGGUUAAUCUAGUGUGCAAAUCUGAAAAAUCCUUCUUCUAACCGAGGUAAUGAUGAAUCUCUAUUUUUUUUCUCUUCUUCUUUUUUUAUUUUUUAUUUUUUAUUUUUUUAUGGUUGCAUGCUGUAGAUUUCUCAUGCCUUCAUUGAUUUGAGUCUUUCGAAGGAAGCCUUAGAGAUGGCUGAUCCUUAUCCGAUUGACGGAGUGCAGUCGUACCACAACUCGUGGUAUACUUUCCAGGACAGCUUCUUGGAAUUCAACUCUUGCAUGGUUUCCUCCCCUUCGCCACGUGAUGUUAUAUGGUCAAGGCUUGAAAGACGAGACUUGUUGCCAAUACCAAGUCACUUUGCCUUCCUAUUGGGUAAGAUUGAAGAUUGGUCGGGUUGGGCUAAGGAGAUGCUUGCGAAGAAUGGUUUUGUGGAAAUAUUGCAUGCUGUUGAGAUCCUUAAGUUGGUGACUCUGAGUCAAACUCUACAGAUUAGUGGUAAUGUGGAGUGCCUUCGUCGUUUGGUGAGAAGAUGGUGCACGAGUACUCAUACUUUCAUCCUCGCUUUUGGGGAAGUCACUGUGACUUUAAAGGACGUGGCAAACCUGAUGCUGCUACCUAUUGUUGUGGAGAAGGAUCCAUGGCACAUAACAUUGACACUGAAGAAGCGUGCCACACUGGUAGCUUUAAAGAAGGUGAUGAAGAAGAAUGCUAGCGCUUCUUCUCGUUCAUGGAGGGGAGAGGACAACAUUGAUUUUCCAACAUGGAUGCGCUACUUUCGAACUAGCCAAGCUGAAGGUGUGAGGCUUCCUUUAGCUCUGUUGAUGUUAGGUACGCUUGAUCAUAUGCUUGAUUUGCUUCACCUUGAUGAGAUUCUUGGUGCUAGUUAUUACAUCAUUGAGUUGCAUGUCUACACUCCUAGCGAUGCCAAGGAGUCAGAUUAUAGACUUUGCCAUAGGACACUCAAGUCAUCUAGAAAUGCUGGUAGUAGUUAUUCCAUCCAUGCUGCCGUGUAUUACAUGGCAGGGGGUGUCUUAACGAAGGAAGAUAAUGGACAGUGGGUGCCCGUCUGUCUGCCCAUUCCUGGCAUAACAAAGGAAGAGCAUGAUCAGGCUGGCGCUGCUGGUGAAGAACUUGGGCAGGAGGUAAGGGAUGAUGCUAAGGUUGACAAAGCUGCUCCUUCAAGGAGAUCAGUUCUGGGCAAGAGGAAAAGUGUCACUCAUCCACCUAAAAGCAGAGCACGUAGAACUUCCGCUUCGCCAACCAACAAGCAAAGCAAGGCCAAAGCAUCCACAAGUCCUUAAAUGUUUUUAAUAGUUGAAGACUAAACUUCUAAUAUUUUU
Molecule: messenger RNA, 1579 nt
Organism: Rubroshorea leprosula
Lineage: Eukaryota; Viridiplantae; Streptophyta; Magnoliopsida; Malvales; Dipterocarpaceae
Source: the annotation of a GenBank genome assembly